This is a messenger RNA of Acaulospora colombiana, 731 nucleotides long. Lineage: Eukaryota; Fungi; Glomeromycota; Glomeromycetes; Diversisporales; Acaulosporaceae. The record is from the annotation of a GenBank genome assembly.
CAUUACUCGAUCCCUUCGUGAUUCAAAUCCCAUCUCCAUUUACAUUUAUCAAGUCGUAUAAUGCUUGUGAUUAUAAUUUCAAGGGAUCAUCCAAUUCACAAAUUGCCUUUGUCUGUGUCGAUUCUGCAAUUGAUAUAUACGUCACGGUCAGAUUAGUCAUGAUCCUUAAGAGAGCAAAUAAAAACUCAGCACUAAUCGAUUCCAUUAUAAAUCGCAAAUCAAAACGCACGGUAUUUACGGCGAUUAUCUAUUGGAAUUUUAUACGUUUACUAGUGGCUUUCGGCGAAAAUGUGACCUACUUAGUUCUUAUAAUCUUAGCCUCCACUACUCUUGUUGAUAUUAAUGGUGCGACGGCAGAAAGCUUUUUUCAAUGUUUUUUCUAUGUACUCAUGACUUAUGUUGUGACCGCUGAUGUCGAAAUUGUUAAAGUUAUUGAAGGUAAAAACUAUAAGAGAGGAUCAAGUAGUUCGGAAAGCAAAAAAAGUUAUCUUAGAACUUCCGGCACACACAUGCAACCUGGUUCAUCUGCUGAAGGCUAUAGUAGAGAUGAACUCAACGUGUCCACAAAUAAGUUGACAUUCUUUAAGUGGAUUAAUAUGAUUAUAGGUUUUCAUCGCAAAGAUAUCAAGAGUGUGCAUGAAUUUGAGCAGAAUGAAUUAGAAGAAAUUAUCGAAGGACCCUCGAAAGCAGCUGCUUUGGAUCUCGAAAAAGGAAAGAGUACUAGCGAAUAG